This is a messenger RNA of Penaeus chinensis, 2637 nucleotides long. RefSeq lists its product as uncharacterized. The record is from RefSeq and is a predicted model, not a curated record. The transcript is spliced from 2 exons. Bases 842 to 1399 code for a protein of 185 amino acids. Lineage: Eukaryota; Metazoa; Arthropoda; Malacostraca; Decapoda; Penaeidae.
CUUCUCACGAAGAUCUGCCCCGUGUUGUCGGAUAGUUUUGUAUAAUAACUCUUUUUAUGUAUCUCUCUCUAAGACGGUUUUUAGAGUAUUCAUUAAACAACAUUAUCAGUAUUUUUUUUUUAAAGACAUUUCUCCUAUUUGGUUUUGAUUUUUAGGCACACCUGGGUAGAGAGGUGCGGGGAUGUUGACGCGGGAAGGAAUCUGCUCACCUUGUUGCCAGAUUACAGAGCUGUUGUUAAGGAUCUUUUGGUGAAAAUGGUGCUUCUUGUCGUCGAAUUAAUUGCACUUGUUUAAUCGAAUUCCUCAGUUUCAAAUGGGUAACGGAAGGACAUUUUAUAUUCAUCACCACACUGUUUAUUUACAAAAAAUGUUUUAUGUUGGUAAAUUUUUAUUUAUUUUUUUUUUUCGCAAAACAGUAUUAGUUACGUCUUCGCUUAUUUGAUAGUUUAGUGUUAUAUUUUUAAAUAAAGUUUUACGGAGAGGAUAUAAAGUAGGAUAUUUAUGUAGGUGACCUGAACUGAGUGUUGUUGCCCGGGAGGGGCCUGGGAGGGGCAGGGAAACCACAAUAAACCGCUCUUUAAACAGAGACUCACGUUUGUUCCGUGUCGUUCCAGGUACUACCACCACCACUACCCCUGGGAGGACUGUCCCCUGUGCUACCCGGACUACCCUUAUCUCCCACGAUACCCACAUCUUGCUCGGUACUACAAUGCCCAUGGCCUCCGCCACUCACACCGCUAGCCUCCCCUUCCACCAUCACCGCCGAUGACGUCACACUACCACCACCGAUGACGUCAUAACACCACCACCUCCGAUGACGUCAUAAAGACCGUUGGCUGUGAUGACGUCAGGCCCUCCAUUCACUUGCGCGUUAUUGUUGUUUGUUUUCCUCGGGUAUUACCGGUACUCAUACAGAUCGCCAUACAGAUGCUACUGUUCUACGUGCGUGCGAUACAGACUCUAUCGGCCUUACAACUACCUGUACAAGUACCGACCUUGCCGAUUCUCAUGCUACCCUUACCGCCCCCUCCACCACUAUACGAGGACCUACCUGGAUACCUGUGACCUUCUUGACGACGACGACGACCUCAACCCGAGAUCCUCCUACAAACUCCCGAAGCUAAAAGUGACUUCCUCCAACCCAAAGGACGGCACGAGCGAGGACUCAGACCUCUUGGAUGGGUCUCAGGUCGAGGAAAUACAAAGGGGGAUGAACAAGAAGAGUCAGUCGUCAAAGCAAGACUCCUGGACGAAAAGUAAAGUGAAAAAUGAUGACGGGGACGUGGAUAGCGCUGGCGGUGCGAGAGAGAGGCAGUACGAGGAGGGCAAGGCACCCAACAGGGAAAGUGGCCUGGGAAAGGAGAGCCAGUCAAGUGCAGAGUUCUUUGAUCUUGAUUAAUUUGUCAGUGAAGGUAUGGUGUGAACUAGAAGGAUAUUUGUUUGGGUAAUCACAAGGGCCCAUUAAGUGACCGUAUACAGGGUAAAGGAACUUCUGCAAGGCACCAGUAAUUUUCAGCCAAAAAGUAUUAAUAUAGUAAACAUUUAGUGUAAGAGUGAAUAAGUAUGACUAUAAGUACAUUCUACUUUUUGCAAGAUAAUUAGUUCAUCAUUCUUUAUAUUCUUGAAGAUUAGUUUCUAGACUUAUAUUGGGAUACAUGAUUUUUUAGGGAUAUUGAAAAUGAAUGUGCAGUAGUCCAGUAAGCUGUAGUAGAAGUCUUACUUUAUACCAAAUUAAAACAAAUAGAUCAGACUGUAAUGUAGGCAACCUAACAUAGAAUUUUAAUACUGUAGUGUUUCUUAAUAGAAUCAAUGUCAAAUAAUUAUACAGAAUGAUGCAGUUGUGAGAGUUAUUCUGCCAUGUUAAUUGUAGCAGUAGAAUAGUACUGAAUAAGAGUGGUUAGGCUUUUAUCUAAAAGUAUAGCAAAUGUUGCUGGAGUACAAUGAAACUGUCGAUGUACUUUCCUAUUUGCUUUUCUUUAUUUAGAUUUGUAUAUCCAUGAGUCCUUUUCAAGAGUCUGAUUUAUGGCGAAGAGCUGUUAUGUUAUAUUUCAGUGAAUUUAUAUGAUAUAAAUACAGUAUGUAGAUUAGUGAAGAUGUAGCGUAGACUAUAUGUACUAGGGUGACCUCAAGCAAUAAUAGUUCACUGCCACAUGUUUUCCAUUGGUCACUUAGACACGGAUGGUCAUUUGACCUCAGGUGGCAGACAGUAGAGUGUAAUGGCUGUUGUACAGUUUAUAUGAAUUUAUAUAGAUUUUCUCUUUUCACAGAUGGUUGAGGAAAAUUUAUUUGUAGUGUAUAGUAUCUACUGUGAUGGCAUCAAGCUCAAAUUUGUCAGCACAAAGAGAAUGUUUCCCACAGUUAAAAGGGAAAUGAGAUCAGUAACAAAGUUUGAAAGGAAAAGUUUAGCUGCAGUUUUCUGUGAGGACGAGUUCACAUCUUUUGAGCAUCUGUGCCUAGAAGUCAACUUUUAGCAUUUUCUUUAUUUGAUUUUUAACAUAAAAGGCUUUCAAGUGCACAAAUGUAGCAUCUUCAUUGGAUUUUUUUUCACCAAUACAAUAGAAGGCAUCUUUAGAAUGUUGAAAAUUUGGUACUCUGUAAGAAAAAUCAAAAUAUACUUGUUAUUGUACAGACCUUUAA